Molecule: messenger RNA, 834 nt
Organism: Colletotrichum destructivum
Lineage: Eukaryota; Fungi; Ascomycota; Sordariomycetes; Glomerellales; Glomerellaceae
Exons: 4
Coding region: 48-608 (186 amino acids)
Source: RefSeq, a predicted model, not a curated record
CCGAUCAUCAACCCCUUUGUCGGUCGCUAGCAUUGCAUCGAAAAAAGAUGCCGACGCAGGAAUACGCGGUCAACGAGUUCAGCUUGAGCACCCAGCCUCACUUCAAUCUGCUCAGGAUCUUGGGCGGCUGGGGCAAUGUGAAUGGUCCGGGUCUUUUAAUGCUCCGUAGCAUGAUUGCAGGCAUGUCUGCGGCUGCCGUCUUUGGUCUCUCGGCCGCGAUGAUCGGGAGCACUAUCUGGGGCACUGCGGCUUUGCCCUUCAUCGUCGGAUCGUCGUUGGGUUUCGCGCUGGGUAGUACCAGAUGGUACGCGACCGCCACGAAGGAAGCCCUGCUCCAGCUGGACAACUACCCGUCCCUCUUGCGGCUUCAUCUCAUCGCCAACUUCCCGUGGAAGCCGGAGCUGGGCCGCAAAGGCCUCGCGUGGUAUACCUCCGACAGAUUCAAUUCGAGCUGGCAGAUGAGGAGCAUGCUUGUGGUUGGGUGGCUUACGGCGCAGCCCGCCCUUGACGAUAUUCGAAACCGGACCGAGGCCGGGCUCGUGGAGAGUUACACGAGGCAGGAUUAUGUCGACGUGGAAAAGCUGGGCGGCAAGCCCGAGGACGAGUAGACGGAGGGCAAGCGUGGCAUCCAGAUCGGACGCUUCAUGGUGUUUUUGAUUGGAGGCGUGUCACUAUCAAGGGCUAUUGUUAAGGACAGAGACGGAAAGCAUAUAUAAUACGACGCAGAAAACCAUGAGAUCACUGGUAUUGCACAUGAGGUAUCAUGGACAACCAGCCUGUCGUGUGUGUCCUGCUUUCUUUCCAAGGAGCUGCAAAACGAUGCUUCAUUCUUCC